GAUCCCAUGAUGUUCAAGUGAUGCCUGAAUCUGAUGCAUAACCAGCUCAGCAUUGUCUUAUCUGACAGUUGGGCGUGCUCUGAUGGUUGUUCUAUAAAAGAAUGCCUCCAACUGCAAACAUAUCAGGCAGCUGAGGAAACACUUAUUGUACAGGUUUCUGACAGAGAUUACUCUGCUCUUAGAGAUGUUGGAGGGAAAAGCUUGGAUCCCAGGUUUCAUCCUGCUUGUGCUGCUCACAUUAUGUGGUGAAACUGCUCGCUGCCAAAAUCAACACAAAGGUUCGACACAUCUGACAGACCUGAGACUCAUUCUGGUUGGAAAAACGGGAUCAGGAAAGAGUGCUUCUGGAAACACCAUCCUGGGGAGAGAAGAUGCCUUUAAAGAGGAAGUCUCACCUGAGUCUGUGACUAAAGACUGUCACAGAGAAGAGCUAAGCGAUCAUGACAGGAACAUCGUUGUCAUUGACAGCCCAGGACUGUUUGACACAAACAAAACACAAAAAGAAGUCAAACUGAAAAUUGAGGAGUGUGUUAAGCAGUCAGUUCCUGGACCUCACGCUUUUCUGUUAGUGAUCAGUCUGAAGUCAAGAUUCACUGAUGAGGAGAAGGCAGCUGUGAAGUGGAUCCAGGAUAAUUAUGGCAAAGAUUCUUCCAUGUAUACCAUAGUCCUGUUUACACAUGCGGACUUGCUAGAGGGUAAAUCUGUGGAUGACUAUUUGGCAGAGAGCAAACAUCUACAAAGACUGAUAAACGAGUGUGGAGGACGAUACCAUUCACUCAUCAAUGACCAGAGAGAAAGCAGAAACCAGGUCAGAGAACUUCUAGGUAAGAUAGAGAGAAUGGUGAAGUCCAAUGGAGGAAAACACUACACCAAUGAGAUGUACCAGGAAGCUCAGAGGAAACUUGAGGAGGAGAGGAGAAAGAUGGAGGAGGAGGAGAGAGAGCGAAGAAAGCGGGAAGAGGGGCAAAAUUAUGCCUGGUUUAAAAAGAUAGCUGCCGCCGCUGGAAUUAUUGGAACAGCAGUGUUUUACUGUAAUAGCACAUUCACAGAGCUGCGGACAGCCUCUUCAGGGAUGCAGGUUUUCAGAUGUAAACCAAAGACAAUACAAGGAAAUAGGAAGCCCCCUGUGCAUAGGCAAGGCUUCCAGAAGUUUCCCAGAAAAUCAAUGUCUACAGUCAAGCCACAGAGCUUCUCUACGUUCACAACUCAGUCCUGGAACGUAUUUGGUCACCUGGGAACUGGAAAAAGUGAAUCCGAAGUAAUGGCUGAAGCAAUACCACUCCGAGAAAAGAAGCAGAGAACUCUCCCUCGGUCUGAUGGGUGUGGUCUGAAUAACUUUGACGCUGUGGAUUUGUCCGGAGGGUUAAGGAUCAUCCUGGUGGGCAAGACUGGAUCAGGCAAGAGUGCGUCAGGAAACACCAUCCUUGGGAGAGCUGCCUUUAAAGAGGACCCGAGCCCCGUGUCUGUGACCAAACACUGUGAGACACAGAGUGGGGAAGUGGAUGGGACUAUGGUCCAGGUGAUUGACACUCCGGGUCUGUUUGAUACAGGCAUCACAGAGGAAGAAUUAAAAACCAGGAUAGAGGAGUGUGUCAAGAUGUCUGUGCCCGGCCCUCACGCCUUCCUACUGGUGAUCAGGCUUGGAGUCAGGUUCACCGAAGAGGAGAGAAAUGCUGUGAAGUGGAUCCAGGAUAACUUUGGAGACGAUGCCUCCAUGUACACUAUCAUGCUGUUUACAUGUAAAGAUCAGGCCAAAGCUGACAAUGCUCUGAAGGAGUGCAAGGAGCUGCGGAGACUCUCUAUUACAUUUGGUCGCAGGUACCAUUCCUUCAACAACAACAACGCAGACGACCAAGUACAGGUCAAAGAGCUGAUCACCAUGAUAAAGGAAAUGAUACAGGAGAACGGAGGGAAACACUACACCAAUGAGAUGUAUGAAAAAGCCCAGAGGAAGCUGAAAGAGGAGGAGGAUCGGAAAAAACAAGAGGAGGAAGAGAAGAAAGAAGAGGAGAGGAAAAUAUGGGACGCAGAGAGGGAGAAGAAAGAGAAGGAGAGAGAAAAGGAGAAAAGGGUUAAAAGAAAGAAUAUACGGGUUGCCUCGGCUAUUGCUAUUGUGUUGGUGUUAGCAGGGGUGGUUAUAGCAGUGGGAGCCAACACCUCAGUGGCUUUGGCACUAGGAGCUCCUGCGCUCUUCCUGGGGGUGUUAUGUGGUGUAGUUGCCUUUUGCAUAUGGAAGGGCAUUAGAUGCAAAGGCAAAGCAAAUGUUCCAGUAUAACUACGUGGAGGCUAGUGACGAGGAUGUGUUGAUCCAUCUGCAGUAUGUGACACUGAAUAUAUAGUCAUAGUACUGCACACAUUACUAUUUAGAACUACUCAGUGAAUGAUGUUGUUUUGGCCUAUUCUCCAAACUUUUUAAGUUUUGACACAACACUGCAAUAACAGCUGUGAAUUUAAUGCUGACAGUAAACAAACGGUAUGAAAUGCAA
Messenger RNA from Epinephelus fuscoguttatus (brown-marbled grouper), 2486 nucleotides. RefSeq lists its product as uncharacterized. The record is from RefSeq and is a predicted model, not a curated record. The coding region runs from base 185 to 2275 and encodes 696 amino acids. Gene Ontology annotation, molecular function: GTP binding. The transcript has 6 exons. Lineage: Eukaryota; Metazoa; Chordata; Actinopteri; Perciformes; Serranidae.